Glycine soja is the source of this 1230-nucleotide messenger RNA. RefSeq names its product chaperonin-like RbcX protein 2, chloroplastic. NCBI's taxonomy places the organism in Eukaryota, Viridiplantae, Streptophyta, Magnoliopsida, Fabales, Fabaceae. The record is from RefSeq and is a predicted model, not a curated record. The coding region runs from base 306 to 983 and encodes 225 amino acids. Gene Ontology annotation, biological process: ribulose bisphosphate carboxylase complex assembly. Gene Ontology annotation, molecular function: protein folding chaperone. The transcript has 5 exons.
UCUAUAGUUUCCUAGUUUACUUUUCCUUGCACCCAAAAGCCUCCUCCUCCUUCUCUUGUUCAACCUUCCCACAAACACUGCAUGCGUCUUUGACCACAACUGCUUCUUCAAUUUCCAAUCUUUUUGGACACCCUCUAUUGCUCUUCCUCCCUUGGUGUAGUUUGUGUAAAAGGGUAUCUCUAUUUAUAGAGUUUCCAUUGUCUCUGGAGGCAAUUUUCGACCUUAGGUGUGUUUUGGAGAGUUUUUUUUUUUUUUUUUUUUUGUGUUGUUUAGUUGUUGAGGUUGGUUGGUUUGUGAGAGAGAGAAUGGUGGGUGCUCUAUCUGUUGUGGGAUCAUCAGUAAUGGACUCUCACACUGGCCCUUGUUUGUGUGUGGAUGCUCUCCCAACAACAACUAGUGUCAAUCUCAAGAGUGGUGGAGAUGUUGUUUUGUGCAAGAAUUUGAUGGGAAGGAAGCAUAAUUUGGUGAAGCAUGGUGGUGGUGGUGGAACUACAAUGAAGUUGAGCAGUUCAUUUGUUGAUCCUGGAAGAGAGUGGAGGCUCUUUGUUAGCAAAAGUUGCAAGAGGCAGCGCAAGGAUAGGAGAGUGACCAUUGUCAAUGAGCUUGGAGGACAAUAUGAGGACACUUUUGAAGAUGUUAAAACGCAAAUGCUCAACUAUUUCACAUACAAGGCUGUGAGGACUGUUCUUCAUCAGUUGUAUGAGAUGAAUCCACCUAAAUACACGUGGUUCUAUAAUUUUGUUGCAUCAAACAAACCAGCAGAUGGGAAACGUUUUAUUCGAUCCCUUGGGAAGGAGCAACAAGAGCUUGCUGAAAGAGUGAUGGUAACUCGACUUCACCUUUAUGGUAAAUGGGUCAAGAAAUGUAACCAUGCUGAGAUAUAUCAAGAAAUCUCUGAUGAAAACUUGGAGUUAAUGAGGGAACGGCUCAUGGAGACAGUAAUAUGGCCCACAGAUGACACAAACACAGAAAAGAUUGGUUGAUAAUUCAUCUCAAAUUUUUACUUUGUCUUCCAACCUCUUCCUAGUCUAGGUAUAUUUUUUGUUUCAAUAUCAAUCUGUUUUAUUUCCAAAAUUGUCAUUUGUGUCAUUUUCCUUUAAUAGGAUUCUCAGUUUUAUGUUAUGUAAAUUAUGUAUAUAUAUGUACCUUGUUAAAUACACAAUCAUUAUGUAUCGCUAGUUUCAGAUGAAUUUUAGGCCAAUUUUAACCUACUCAUUUUUACCUAUCUCA